Molecule: messenger RNA, 1734 nt
Organism: Daucus carota subsp. sativus
Lineage: Eukaryota; Viridiplantae; Streptophyta; Magnoliopsida; Apiales; Apiaceae
Product: putative disease resistance RPP13-like protein 1
Exons: 1
Coding region: 1-1734 (577 amino acids)
Source: RefSeq, a predicted model, not a curated record
AUGGUACAUAUAUGGAUGGCAUUAGGAUUCCUUUUGCCUCCUAGAGAUACCAGUUUGCUGAUGGAGGACAUAGGCAGUGAAUACUUCAACAUUUUGUUGUCGAAUUCUUUGUUACAAGACGUGGAAACGGAUGAAUAUGGCAAUAUCACCUGUUGCAAAAUGCAUGAUCUUGUGCAUGAUCUUGCUGUAGAUGUGUCAACUAAUCACUCCCAAACCGUAACACCAAGUCAGGAUUCUAACCAGCUUUCUCAGGCAAUUUAUGUAAGGCUGGAGGGGUUUGAGGAUAUAAAACCAAAUAUCUACAAGGCCUACUUUUAUACAGUACAAUCACUAUACUCACAGGCUAGUAUUAUCAGUGUCCUCUUACCCAACCUCAAACACUCGAGAGUGCUGGUUCUAAAGUCAUUUUCUAAUGAGUUGCCAAGUUCGAUAGGGAAUUUGAAAUACCUUAAGCAUCUCGAUAUCUCAAAUUCUCUCGGGUGCAAGAGUUAUAAAUUGCCAGAUUACAUCUCAAGACUCUACAACUUGCAGACUCUAAGAAUUUCAGCUUUACAUGAGCUUCCAAAGAAGGCUUGCAACCUUCUUAACCUAAGACAUCUCUUUGUCGAGAAUAAAUUUGCAGACAACAAUCCUAGAAGAUGCAUGUUUAUUGGAAUAGAGAGGUUAAUUUGUCUUCAAACGCUUCCUCAUUUUGUUGUCAGUAGAGACCAAAAUUGUCUAGUUGGACAACUAGGAGGGCUGAAAAAUCUUAGAGGUAACCUUAAACUCUACGAUCUGAGGCACGUGGUUAAUAUGGAAGAAGCGAGUAAGGCAAAACUUUGUCAAAAGCCUCGUAUUCAGCAUUUACUAUUAGACUGGAGCAACAAUGAAAAUGAAAGGGAGGACAAAGAAUUUAACUAUGAAGAUGUGAUGAAAGGUUUAGAACCUCACACGUACCUGAAAGAAUUGACGAUUGACAACUUCAUGGCGAAAAAAUUUGCAUCUUGGAUUACAAUGAUGGACAAUUUGGUGAAAAUCACAUUGAGAAACGCCAACAGAUGUGAAGAAUUUCCACAACUGGGACACCUUCCUAAACUGAGGGAGAUGAAGAUAGUAGGGAUGGAUAAUUUGAGGGUUAUCAAGAGCAAUUUUGAUCAAGCCACAAACCUGGUUAGAACCCUGUAUCCAUCAUUGACAAAACUAAUACUGCGAGGGCUGACAAGGCUAGAAGAGUGGCUAGAACCAGUAACUAGUACUGAAGACCAAACUAGGUUCGUAUCGUUUCCUAAACUUGAGGUGUUAGAUAUUAAGAGAUGUUCAAAGUUGACAAGGAUCUCAAGUAGUUGUUUUCCAUCAUUAAAGGAGUUGGGAAUAUCAAAUUUGGACAGCGGCGUGAUACUAGAAACAAUGAGCAGAAAGAUUCACUCUCUCACACAUCUACGUCUGAGUGAUAUCAGUAACAGGGGAGGAGCCUCUUCUUCUUCUUACAUAAAUAUGGACUCUGUAAUUAACAAGCUCUUGAACAAUUCUCCGUCUUUGACAACUUUGAACCUAUAUGACUGCCAGGGAUUGACGAGCAUAACCCUUGGUGUCGCUACUGAAUAUUUAAAAGUGGUCAAUUGCGCUGAUCUAAUGAGUAUCAAUGUAGUUGAAGAGUCAAGUGCUCUAAACUACCUUAUAUUUGGGUGUCCUAUUCUAGAAGUGAGAUGUUGGAAGGGGAAUGGGAUUCAGCAGAUUCCAAAUAUAGAUUCCUAG